Molecule: messenger RNA, 738 nt
Organism: Acanthochromis polyacanthus (spiny chromis)
Lineage: Eukaryota; Metazoa; Chordata; Actinopteri; Pomacentridae
Product: neuropeptide B-like
Exons: 2
Coding region: 85-471 (128 amino acids)
Biological process (GO): feeding behavior; G protein-coupled receptor signaling pathway
Molecular function (GO): G protein-coupled receptor binding
Source: RefSeq, a predicted model, not a curated record
GAAGGGAGUCAGGAAACGAGGAUGCAGUGAGCAGUGGCAACAAGGAGAAAAAAGGUGCGCAAGACCAAAGCCUUAUCGCUCGACAUGGAGAUGCCCUCGAAACUCGCUUUCCUCAUCGUAGUGAUCUCCGUGCUGGUCGCUUGCAGUCCGACGGACGCAUGGUACAAGCAGAUGGCCGGUCCAAGCUACUAUUCGGUGGGCAGAGCGUCCGGUUUGCUGUCCGGGAUCCGGAGGUCACCGUACGUGAGGAGAGAGGAGUCUCAGCCGUCAGACAGCGGAGAGACAGCCAGCAACAGCGUGUUUUCUGACUUCACUUCGCACAAUUCCAUCUUGAAAACGGUGCCCAUUUGCAUCAAAGAUAUUACACCAGACCUGCAGAGCUGUGAACUCCUCCAGGAAAUCAAGGGUUCAUUUAAGUGCAAAGCCGACGUCUUCCUUUUCUUGGACUCCUCAGACUGUGCAGGAGACUGAGCUGUGAAGCCAAAAGCUGGGCUGGAUGUUGAAGUCCACUUCUUUAAGUGACUAUUUGAAAAAGUGUACAUGUAACUUAACACAAGCGUUGCACUAGAUGGCAGAUGCUACUUUUUCCAUGUACCAUUUCAUCUGGCUUAUUGAUCUUAUGAUAGACCUGUCAUCAAACUUGAAGCUAUAGUAGUCAUGUAUGAAUGUACAUAUGAUCUGAGUUUUCAUUAAAGUAAUCAUGUUGCAGCCCUUGUUGAAACUAAAUAAUGAAAAACA